Messenger RNA from Durotheca rogersii, 1769 nucleotides. RefSeq lists its product as uncharacterized. Bases 661 to 1344 code for a protein of 227 amino acids. NCBI's taxonomy places the organism in Eukaryota, Fungi, Ascomycota, Sordariomycetes, Xylariales, Xylariaceae. The transcript has a single exon. The record is from RefSeq and is a predicted model, not a curated record.
GAAAACCCCCAUCUCGAGGAUGGAUAGGGUCACCGUUGAUCUGAAAAUCAAUCUUACAUUGCGCAUGCACCGCGCACAGCCCUUACCGCGCAUCUACCCUAAAUCAUUAGGGCUGACUUUUAGCUACCUACAGCUCCGCGAUGUACUCGUAUAAACGGCAAGUACAUAUUUCCACUGUAGCAUUCACGGACGAGAUUGGGUAUGUACAUACAUAUGUAUGUGCGGUACGGCAUGGUGCGACGACAGGCUACAGCACAUAACCGCACUCACAUAUCGAGCGGGAAAACGAGCAGGGGGUGGAGGCGAGUUAGCUGCUAGCGACGCCUGGUCCUCCAUAUUCCCAUCCCCCUGCCCUAGCUAGCUGUCUGUCCCCCUAGCGAACAUCUCCAGGAAAAUCACGUUGGCACCAACACCCAAAGAGCGAAAAGACGGGGUGCGGAUCGCAACCGAAGGAACUCGAUCCAAGCAAAAGGCCAGUCCACGUUGCAUGGGAUAUAAGAUCAUCGCAUAGGGGGAGGAUCCCCUCCUAGCUGCCCCGUGUCCGUCGGCCAUUCGAGACCUCGCCCAUGUUCUCACGACAGCGAUUGCAACAAAAGCGACUCGUCAUAGUGCGCACACCUGGUUAUUGUAGCGUGUGUGUGUGUGGUGUGUGUGGUGUGUAUGUGUGUGUGUGGUGUGUGUAUAUGUGAGUAUGUAUGUGUGUGUAACGUAUGGACAUUUCGCAAGGUCAGGUCGGAGGGAGAGUCCCUGCUACUCCGUCAGCCACUUACCCCAUCCUUCAUUACAAGUCGCAGCCCUUCCAGCCGCCCCGCUCAGCAAAGCAGCAGUGAGAGGCAAGCAUCGAAGCAAGCAAGCACAAGCAAGCAAGCGGACAAACGGGCAGGACGAAGAGAAUCCCGUCUCUCCGCUGCCGCCGCCGCCGUCGCCGUCGCCGCAGCAGCAGCAACGGCGGCAGCAGCAGCAGCACUGCCAGUUGCUAGCCAAGCAAGAAGCAGAAGCAAGUAUGAUCCGCAUUACAUAUGUAGCCUGGUGGCAAUCGAUACGUACCUCCCCUACCAUACCUACACGCUCCUAGAGCGCUAUGUACCUAGGUUAGCAUGUACACAGCAUUCUGACGCCUGUCUGCCCAGAUGUACAUGCGUACAUGUACAUACAUGUAUGUAUGUACUACAUAUACGUAUGGGUGUAUGUAUACAUGUGGCCGCGCUCUGGCAAGGGCUACCUGCCGCGACUCGAUAUUCCCGCAUGGCCCCAUGUUGCUCGACGUUGAUUCCCCGACGGUUGUGGAGAACGUCGUCGUGCCCCGUCGGCACGUACACGUACGUACAUACCUACCUAUCUUAGGUACAUUAGGUACAUACAUGCAUUCGUACCUACCUAGGUACCUGCCCGUGCAUGUACCUGCCUGUAGCCGAGAGGUACCCAAUACAAUGCCAUUGUCGUUCUAGUAAGCAUCCCUACGGAGACCCGGGGGCUAACUAACGGCCGGCAACGAAGGGAAAGAAGCCCAGCAGAAAAUGGUGCGAGGAGACCAAGUGAAAAGCAGAGAGCAAGGCGAGGAAAAUAACUCGACAAGAGACCGCCGACAUUAUGUGCCUAGGAUACUAACCUGGACACCUGCGAAGUACCUGCGUCGUCCCCGAAUUAUGUAGGUACCAUUACAGCUGUUACAUACAUACAUCGUUCUGCCAGACAUCCCCGAGAUGAACGAGGCCGGCCCCAGGGGGGGGCUGCCGAAUGGAUGGUUACUGUAUACUACGUAAGAUGGU